Molecule: messenger RNA, 4256 nt
Organism: Oryzias latipes (Japanese medaka)
Lineage: Eukaryota; Metazoa; Chordata; Actinopteri; Beloniformes; Adrianichthyidae
Gene: kcnq1.2
Product: potassium voltage-gated channel, KQT-like subfamily, member 1.2
Biological process (GO): potassium ion transmembrane transport
Cellular component (GO): voltage-gated potassium channel complex; membrane
Molecular function (GO): voltage-gated potassium channel activity
Source: RefSeq, a predicted model, not a curated record
GGUUGAACAACGCUUAGAAAAAAAUUCUAAAUAGACUCUGCUUGCGGUAAUGACAUAACAGUUUUAAGUAAAAAAAAAACACCGUGGAUGUAGACGCCUCAUUAUUUUUUCUGUACUCAAGUUUAAUAAAAUCUGACCUAAAGAAAAAAUGUUGUCAUCUUGUUGUUUGUUUUCCUAUGGGAACAAGCUUAGGCACCGCAAGUGUCGUGAAAUCCGGAACGCCAUGAAGGCAGCAUUUGUCCAUGCACAGCUGCGAUGCACUUCUGAAGAGACAGGUCGUGUCCUGCAGUCAGCAGCCGAUUGAUGAGGUCUUUGGAGUUUCACUGUUUCAUAUAAAACCUGUGUGUUUCUGAGCGUCAGAGGAGCAUUUCUGAUCGAUAUCAUGUCCGGCUGGAAUCUAUGUGCGUAAAAGAAGCAACUUUUAUUUUUUUUUUUAAUUUUUAAGACGUGUUCUUUAUGAGAGCCACAUGCAACAACUUCAGUCUGGAGAGUUAAGGAAUGGAAAAACAUGGGCUUCAACAAAGGCUUCCUGCUGCAGGUAGCUAGCUAUGCGUAGCUAAGUUUAGUUUCUACUUUUUAUUUUUUUCUCCGAAACGUUUGGUCAGAACCUGUAAGAACUUCGAGACCAUCCUGAGGGGCAGCAAUGGGGGAACGGAGGACACGCUCUUUCCACGUGGCGUGCCACAUGCAACGAGACCGCGACAGGAGGAUGAGGAGCUCGUUUAUACACUGCAGUCCUAACGGAUGCGCCACCACGAGCCUCAGCCUCAGCCUGGACCAUGACAUGGACCUUGCAGCUUCCACCGGAAGCAUCACCAGCAGCACGGCUCUGCAAGUCCCUGCAUCGAGCAUCCGAUGCUACUCUCCUGUUUCACUGGAACUGGAGCCCGUUGUGGUAAAUAAUGGAUCAGGCAUUCCCGGCUGCCCGACUGCUGACACAAAGGACCCGGCGGUGGAGAAUACAAACAACCAGCCCUCCGUCACCCCAAUCCCGCCACCCCUCCCUCGCUCCAGUUGGCUGCGUCAUCAUCAGAAGGAAUUUCAGAGUCCCUACAUCAAGACCAGCAUGCAGGGCGAUGUUUACAACUUUCUAGAGAGACCUGCUGGAAUGAAAUGCUUCCUCUACCACUUUCUAGUCUUCAUCAUGGUCCUGGUCUGUCUAAUCUUCAGUGUCCUGUCCACCAUAGAGCAAUAUGCAGACUUUGCUACAGGAACUCUCUUUUGGAUGGAGAUUGUGCUGGUGUUGUUUUUUGGCACGGAGUAUGUGGUCCGGCUGUGGUCGGCGGGCUGUCGCAGCAAAUAUGCAGGCAUCAAAGGACGCCUCCGCUUUAUCAGGAAGCCCAUAUCAAUAAUAGAUUUAAUAGUGGUCAUCGCUUCCAUCAUUGUCCUUGGUGUCGGCUCAAACGGCCAAGUGUUUGCCACAUCAGCCAUCAGGGGCAUCCGUUUCCUGCAGAUCCUGCGCAUGCUGCAUGUGGAUCGACAGGGCGGGACGUGGAGGCUUUUGGGGUCUGUUGUCUUCAUUCAUCGACAGGAGCUCAUCACCACUCUGUACAUUGGCUUUCUGGGCCUGAUCUUCUCAUCUUACUUUGUCUACCUGGCUGAGAAGGAUGCUGUCGAUGAGGAGGGCAAGACAGGCUUUUCCAGCUACGCUGAUGCCCUGUGGUGGGGUGUGGUGACCGUCACCACGAUCGGAUACGGAGACAAAAUUCCUCAAACGUGGAUCGGGAAGGCUAUCGCUUCCUGCUUCAGUGUCUUCGCUAUCUCCUUCUUUGCUUUACCUGCUGGCAUCCUGGGCUCAGGUUUUGCCUUAAAAGUCCAGCAGAAGCAGAGGCAGAAACACUUCAACAGACAGAUCCCUGCAGCAGCUUGCCUCAUCCAGACCCUUUGGAGGUGUUAUGCGGCAGAGAAACCAAACGGAUGCGCUGCCACGUGGAAAAUGUACGUCCUGACCCCUGAAGGUAUCGCCGCAGCGGCGGCGGACAACGGCAGUCCGAGCAUCAAGAAGCUGAACAUGGCGAAAAAGGGGACCAAGAGGAGGCCAAAGUCCAGAGGAUUUGCCUCCAUGGGUGUCGCCUCAGAGAGAGCCGUGUCGAUCCCCCAGAUCACCUACGAUCACAUUGACGACUCGGAGGAAAAAAAGGAUAUGUCGUUUUUUCUCAAAGAGCAAACGGGGACAGUUGAAGGGAUUGCCAGGAUGUUCAGGAAAUCAGGCCCCCCCCAUCACUCUUGGUCAUCUUUUACUCUGAGCUGCCCCACUUCUCCAGAGAAGGGAAGCCAUGAAAAGAGCACCUCCAUAGACAUCUCCCGGGCCAACAGCUUAACUGAUGAGCUUGAUGAUAUGAGUGAGGACAUUCCCCUGCCCGUGGUAACGAACAAGAAUCAGUUGUCACAUGCACAGAGAUCGGCAGUAAAAGUGCUGCGCAGAAUGCAAUACUUUGUUGCAAGGAGGAAAUUUCAGCAAGCGAGGAAGCCCUACGAUGUGCGAGACGUGAUCGAGCAGUAUUCCCAGGGUCACCUCAACAUGAUGGUUCGCAUCAAGGAACUGCAGAGAAGGCUGGAUGGCACUCUGGGGAAACCAGGAAUGUUUCUUCCAGGAAAGGGGGAAGAUAAAGAGUACCACACUAUAGGAGCCCAAAUGAUCAGACUAGAAGAGAAGAUCCACCAGAUGGACCUGAAAAUGGACUCGGUCCUGCGAAUCCUGAAGGAGCAGUUUCCACCCAAACAGGAGUUGACAUCCAAGCCCUCCAUCCGCAGGGUGACCAUCCAGAAGCGCAGCGGCGCCAGCAUCGACGAGGUUCCCUGAUGUCACCAUCAGGAACUCACUCCAAACUAGCGGGGAGUGUCAGUCUUCCAGAUCGUCCUCCUUUUUCUUUUUUCUUUUUCCUUUUUUUUCCCCAAAAUCAAACAUGUACCACUGACUUUUGCCCUCAAGAAACAACAACUAACCGUCACUGUGGGGCAUGAGGGCAAAACACCACAGUGACUGAGGCUCAGAGGGGAGAAAACCUCUUCCUCUUAAUGACUGACGGUCUAUCUUUGGUCUGAUAAUUUCUCUGUGAAGUUAACUUAGACUUCUAAGCAGCAUUCACUUAUUUUAAAUAUUCUUUCACCAAUGAAGUCAAAGCACUUAGUGCAAUCAUAGCACUCCACUUUUUGCAAAACCCUGAGAAACAUUCAAAGUCCAGCCUGGGCAGAAAUAUGCAUCAAAGCCCUCUGAUUAUUUUGGCGAUGUGAGCACCAACGCAACAGGAUUAUUUCCACAGGAACCAGCAGAAUCUGAGGUCGGCUGUUUAUUGGUAGUUAUCAAAUAACCCAAGCUGAGUGUGUAAAAAGGCCAGAAAAGUUCUUAUAGAACCUUAAACUUUGCAUUCAGAGGGGGUUUGAAGGGUCAAAGAAUAGCCUUUUCUAUGAGGUUGGUACGGUGGCCCUGAAGUCCAAAUCACAUAGACAAAUCAGUCAAUACAAAACAUAUUAAAGAUCACAACGGCAAUUAAAAAAGAAAAAUAGAUCAUUAAAAAUUACACUAUGAUUUUACGUUGAGGGAUUUUCGAAUCUGAUUUGCACUUCCGGGCCACCAUAGGAGGCCUCAAACACCUCCACCACUGUGGACUCUCAUCAAACUUCCUAAUAUGUGUGAAAAUAAAAAUAAAAACAACAUACCCCAUUAGAUUUUUCUUACCUCUGAGCAAAUGUAACAGGCAACGAAUAAAGAAACACUACAAGUGUUUGAUUCCGUUUGAGUUUUGCACCGCUUUUAUUUUGAAAGGCAACUCGAGGAGAAGGAAUCGGAAGCUCAAUUUGCGAUGAAGCUGUUUCCUGAUAGGCCUUUGAUAAUUGUAGCAUGCACUUUCCAAUGAUGAUAGAUGCACAGACAAAAGCAGGGUGAACAAGGGAACAAGCAGAAGGAAAAUGAGAUUGUUUUUUCUCUCUUUCUGCACUGGAGUGAAUUUUUCAUAGUUGCAGUGGUUGUAAUUAGUUAUUUUAUUUUCUGUUCAAUGAAGUAGCUUCAAAACACGUGUGGCAGAUCUUGAUACACGCAUGCCUGUACAGUUUUCUAAAACUUGUAAAUAAAAGCAUAACUGCCUUAUUGCACUGCGUUUAUAAUAAAAGAACAACCUGCUGUUUUUUUGUUUUUUUUUUUUGAAGGGAGGGGUCCUGAUGUAAAAAAAAGGAUGGAAAUGAUUGUGGACAGAUAUUCACACGCAUUCCCUCUGCACUGUAGCUCUGUUGUAAAUAAUAAAACUGGUUUUCAUUAA